AUGCAGACAAAGUUCGCCGCCCUCCUCGCCCUCGCGGCCGCCGCCCGCGCCCAGCAAGUCUGCACCUCGCAGGCCGAGACGCACCCGGCCCUCACCUGGCAAAAGUGCGCCGCGGGAGGCACCUGCACCAACGUCGCCGGCUCCGUCGUCCUCGACUCCAACUGGCGAUGGGCGCACACCGUCUCCGGGUCGACAAACUGCUACACGGGCAACGCGUGGAACAGCACCCUCUGCGGAAGCGGCCAAGGGGCCGCCUGCGCCACCAACUGCUGCGUCGACGGCGCCGACUACCCGGGCACCUACGGCAUCACCACCAGCGGCAACGCCCUCAACCUCAAGUUUGUCACGACCCACGCCUACGGAAAGAACAUUGGCAGCCGUGUCUAUCUCAUGGAGUCGGAUACGAAAUACGCCAUGUUUACUUUGCUCGGCAACGAGUUCACCUUUGACGUGGAUGUCUCCAACAUUGGCUGCGGCUUGAACGGCGCUCUGUACUUCGUCUCCAUGGACGCUGACGGUGGUCUUUCCAAGUUCUCCACCAACAAGGCUGGUGCCAAGUACGGCACCGGUUACUGUGACUCGCAGUGCCCCCGCGACGUCAAGUUCAUCAACGGUGUUGCCAACGUCGACGGCUGGAACCCAUCCAGCAACGACGCCAACGGUGGCGUCGAGGCCAACAAGAUCUCCACGGCAUACACCCCUCACCCCUGCCUAAACAGCGCCUACCACUCCUGCACCGGCAACGCCUGCGGCGGAACCUACUCGACGGACCGCUACGCCGGCGACUGCGACCCCGACGGCUGCGACUUCAACUCGUACCGCCAGGGCAACAAGCUCUUCUACGGGCCCGGCGCCGGCUUCACCCUCGACACGACCCAAAAGCUCUCCAUCGUGACCCAGUUCCUCAAGGGCUCCGACGGCGUCCUCUCGGAGAUCAAGCGCUUCUACGUCCAAAACGGCAAAGUCGUGCCAAACUCCGAGUCCACCAUCGCCGCCAAUCCGGGCAACUCCCUCACCACCGACUUUUGCACAAAGCAAAAGCUCGCCUUCAACGACACGGACGUCUUCAAGGCAAAGGGCGGCUUCGCCCAAAUGUCCGAGGCCGUCGCCGCCCCCAUGGUCCUCGUCCUCUCCCUCUGGGACGACCACUACGCCAACAUGCUCUGGCUCGACUCCACCUACCCGACCGACGGCGCCGGCAAGCCCGGCGCCGAACGCGGCUCCUGCCCCACCACCUCGGGCGUCCCCGCCGACAUCGAGGCCAACGUGCCCAACUCGAGCGUCAACUUCUCCAACAUCAAGUUCGGCCCCAUCAACUCCACCUUUGCCGCCGGCAGCGUCGUCGUGCCCCCCGGCUCCGGUUCCACCACCGUUACCGCCGCCACCACCACCACCACUACUCCCCCAAGCACAAUCACCACCUCCGUCCGUACCUCCUCCACCGCACCCCCUACUGGCGGCACCGUCGCAAAGUACGGCCAGUGCGGCGGCCAAGGCUGGACCGGCGGCACCGUCUGCGUCUCUGGCAGCACCUGCACCGUCGUCAACCAGUGGUACAGCCAAUGUCUCUAG
This is a messenger RNA of Colletotrichum orchidophilum, 1572 nucleotides long. Its product is annotated as glycosyl hydrolase family 7. Lineage: Eukaryota; Fungi; Ascomycota; Sordariomycetes; Glomerellales; Glomerellaceae. Gene Ontology annotation, molecular function: hydrolase activity, hydrolyzing O-glycosyl compounds; cellulose binding. The coding region runs from base 1 to 1572 and encodes 523 amino acids. The transcript has 4 exons. Gene Ontology annotation, cellular component: extracellular region. Gene Ontology annotation, biological process: carbohydrate metabolic process. The record is from RefSeq and is a predicted model, not a curated record.